Molecule: messenger RNA, 1968 nt
Organism: Penicillium daleae
Lineage: Eukaryota; Fungi; Ascomycota; Eurotiomycetes; Eurotiales; Aspergillaceae
Exons: 6
Coding region: 1-1968 (655 amino acids)
Source: RefSeq, a predicted model, not a curated record
AUGGGUAAAAUCCCCAUGCAGCACCACUUCGAAGGGCUUGACCAUUUCAUGACGAUCGAAGGCCAUGAGCACCGUACAGGACUUAUCACGGCCCAAAAUCCGACCCAGACAAAGUCCUACCAAGAAGACUUAGACUUGGAGAUUGAGGUCCAAGAGAGGCUCCGCAUGCAACAGGCUUACCAUCAACGUCCAAUCGAAAGCUCAUUUUCAGGGGUCGAGAUUGCCCGUCAAGCACUCCAGGCAAAAUGCGACGAGUUUUUCAGGUCCACGGAAGAGAAGGAGGAGGCUGGGAAGAAGAAACCAGGGGUCUUGCGAAUAUUUCAUCGGAACGGCACCGAGCAGCGACUAGUUCAGGAAAUUCGUAAUGGCGAAGAAAUGACAGUGAGCGAAGUCAGCUUAAUCACAAAUAAUCUGGGGGAGAAAUGGAAAGCGUCAAAUAGCAAGGCGGCAAUGAACUUCAACAAGAUAUGUCAGAAACUUGACUCACAUAAGAAAAUCUUCGAAUGCUUUCCGAAUCAAUCAGUCUAUACCUCUGUUCUAUGUGGUGCUGUCAAGAUGGUCGUUGAGGCCUCGGUCAAUUACUCAACUAUCGCAGAGCAGCUUUCAACAUACGUAGCAGAUCUAUCAGAAAGAAUUUCUAUCUGCACAAAUUGGCUCGAUCUGUAUACGAACACGGCUAUGAAGGAGCGGCUAGCUGCGAUAUAUGAAGAAUAUUUCAAUUUCUUCAUCAAAGUGGCCUCCUGGUAUUUGAAAUCAAAGGGGUCCAAGAUUCUCGAUUCUUUUAAUUCGAACUUCUUAUCAACAUACCAAGGAACGGUGGAUAAGAUUGAACGGUCUAUCCAACUCCUCGACGACCAGGCCUUAAUCGAGAACGCACGAGAGAUCAAAGGCUUGUUACCAGCAGUGUUACCAGCAGUCACCGAGUCAACGGAACUCAUCAUGGCACAGGUUCUACAGAGUCGAAAGGAGAACAAUGAGGUUGGAAGGAGAAUGUAUAGAUUUCUCAUGGAGAUGGACGAUCGCUGUAUGCAAUUUGCUCCCCGUCCUCCCAAUCCUACACCCCUAUUCACAUCUGUCUGGUUUUUAGUGGAACGAAUCGAGCGUGCCCAGCUACAGAGACCUUCAUGGACUACCGGAAUAGUAUCGACAGAGGUUCUGAUGAUAGAAGAAACGGAGUUCACAGAGACCAUCACCGUUCCAGCAGGAAUAACCAGAGCCGAGGCCCAGCAACUAUGUCAACACCUCCAAACACUUAUAGACCAAGUAGGAGGCAGCGACGGAAUCAGACCAGCCAUCCAAGCAGGACGACUUGUUGCCGAGCCUCUCAUCAUUCGCACUCUGGGUAAAUGGACAACAGCUACUUCAGGCGACGACCUCAUACUCUGGAUUAUCAGUCCAUACGAACUCGGUCCACAAACCAGCGCGGAGCUCGCGGCGUACGGGAUCAUCUGGUCUGCGAUCCAAGCUGAGGCCCAGUUCAUUUCCUACAUCUGCCAGCGAUCCCGUCCCGGUAGAGUGCCAGAUUUUCAAGGAGUUGAGGACAAAGCUGCUGUUCUGGCGAUGGUAUAUAGCUUGAUACUGCAGCUGCUACAAUUCCAGCCUCCCGAUGAUGAUUUGAUUCUCCAACAGGAGAUGCUUGUUCGGCUUACACAGCCGGGGGAGCGAUGGAGCUCUGCUUUGGCGCUUCUUGCUUAUCUGUUGGAGCACACUCCGUCUCUGCGAUAUUGUAUCAUCUCGGGGAUCAACCUUCUUGAGGGUGGUGCGCGUGAAAUGUGCAGGGAGUUUGUCGACUUGAUUUUCUCUCAUGUGAGAAAUUCGGAGUGGCCGUUGCGUGUGCUUUUCAGUACGUCUGGGCAGUCGAGGGCGCUUUCGGAAACCGUUAGUAAGGACAGCAAGGUUCUGUCUAACAAUACCUUUCGCCAGGCAAAGGGGAGGAAGCUUUAUCGCGAUCUCCAAAUGCCCGAAUGA